Messenger RNA from Hippopotamus amphibius kiboko, 4053 nucleotides. RefSeq names its product importin 9 (gene IPO9). Gene Ontology annotation, biological process: protein import into nucleus. Bases 466 to 3237 code for a protein of 923 amino acids. NCBI's taxonomy places the organism in Eukaryota, Metazoa, Chordata, Mammalia, Artiodactyla, Hippopotamidae. Gene Ontology annotation, molecular function: small GTPase binding. Gene Ontology annotation, cellular component: cytosol; nuclear envelope. The record is from RefSeq and is a predicted model, not a curated record. The transcript has 24 exons.
GCGCGGCCUCCGGGCUGCCGGGGCCGGUGGCCCAGGGGCUGAAGGAGGCGCUGGUGGACACGCUCACCGGGAUCCUGUCCCCGGUGCAGGAGGUGCGGGCGGCCGCCGAGGAGCAGAUUAAGAAUUUGGUGUCCACCUGGCAGAGCUGACCGUAGAUCCCCAGGGGGCACUGGCGAUCCGUCAGCUGGCGUCAGUCAUUUUGAAGCAGUAUGUGGAGACUCACUGGUGUGCCCAGUCGGAGAAGUUCAGGCCUCCUGAGACUACAGAGAGGGUAAGGAGAGGUGCUUGGCUUGUCUGCCUGUGGAGAUGUGAGGGGCCAUCUUCAGAGACUGAGCUGUCAGCAUUCUCUGACAACAAGGAGCUGUCACAAGGCGGGUCAGGGACUUCCCUGGCGGUCCAGUGGUUGAGACUGUGCGCUCCCCGUGCAGGGGGACGAAGAUCCUGCCUGCCACACAGCGCGGCCAAAUGAUAAGCAAAAGUUUUCAUCCGGGAGCUGUUGCCCAGUGGCUUGAGAGAGUCCAUCAGCAAAGUGCGCUCCAGCGUGGCCUACGCCGUGUCGGCCAUCGCGCACUGGGACUGGCCCGAGGCCUGGCCGCAGCUCUUCAGCCUGCUCAUGGAGAUGCUGAAUUCACUCGAGAAGUCACAGACACCCAGAUGCCGCUGGUUGCCCCCGUCAUCCUCCCAGAGAUGUACAAGAUCUUCACCAUGGCUGAGGUGUAUGGAAUCCGGACCCGUUCCCGAGCCGUGGAGAUUUUCACCACAUGUGCCCAUAUGAUCUGUAACAUGGAGGAGCUGGAGAAGGGUGCGGCCAAAGUCCUGAUCUUCCCUGUGGUGCAGCAGUUCACAGAGGCCUUUGUCCAGGCCCUUCAGAUACCUGAUGGCCCCACGUCUGACAGCGGGUUUAAGAUGGAAGUCCUAAAGGCAGUGACAGCCCUGGUGAAAAACUUCCCAAAGCACAUGGUGUCCUCCAUGCAGCAAAUUCUGCCUAUUGUUUGGAACACCCUAACUGAAAGUGCAGCUUUUUAUGUGAGGACAGAAGUGAAUUACACAGAGGAGGUAGAAGACCCUGUGGAUUCUGAUGGUGAAGUCCUGGGCUUCGAAAAUCUCGUCUUUAGCAUUUUUGAAUUUGUCCAUGCUCUCCUAGAAAAUAGCAAAUUCAAAAGCACUGUCAAGAAAGCCUUGCCUGAGUUGAUUUACUAUAUCAUCCUGUACAUGCAGAUCACCGAGGAGCAGAUCAAAGUGUGGACGGCCAACCCCCAGCAGUUUGUGGAGGACGAGGAUGAUGACACUUUCUCCUACACUGUGAGGAUCGCGGCCCAGGACCUGUUGCUGGCUGUGGCCACUGAUUUCCAGAACGAGAGUGCAGCAGCCCUGGCCGCCGCAGCCACUCGGCAUUUACAGGAAGCUGAGCAAACCAAGAACAGCGGCACCGAACACUGGUGGAAGAUCCAUGAGGCGUGCAUGCUGGCCCUGGGCUCGGUGAAGUCCAUCAUCACCGACAGCGUGAAGAACGGCAGGAUCCCCUUCGACAUGCACGGCUUCCUGACCAACGUCGUCCUUGCAGACCUCAACCUCUCAGUGUCUCCUUUCCUCUUGGGCCGGGCCCUCUGGGCUGCCAGUCGGUUCACUGUUGCUAUGUCCCCUGAGUUGAUCCAGCAGUUUCUUCAGGCAACAGUUAGUGGUCUUCAUGAGACACAACCCCCAUCAGUUCGAAUUUCUGCAGUGAGAGCCAUCUGGGGGUACUGUGACCAGCUGAAAGUCUCGGAGAGCACCCACGUGCUCCAGCCCUUCCUCCCCAGCAUCCUGGAUGGCCUGAUCCACCUGGCGGCGCAGUUCAGCUCAGAGGUCCUCAACCUCGUGAUGGAGACCCUGUGCAUCGUUUGUACGGUAGACGCAGCGUUCACAGCAAGCAUGGAGAGCAAAAUCUGCCCCUUCACCAUCGCCAUCUUCCUAAAGUACAGUAACGAUCCCGUGGUCGCCUCACUGGCUCAGGACGUCUUCAAGGAGCUGUCCCAGAUCGAAGCCUGCCAGGGCCCCGUGCAGAUGCGGCUGAUUCCCACGCUGGUCAGCAUCAUGCAGGCGCCGGCGGACAAGAUCCCGGCGGGGCUCUGUGCGACGGCCAUCGACAUCCUGACCACGGUCGUCCGGAACACGAAGCCCCCCCUCUCCCAGCUGCUCAUCUGCCAGGCUUUCCCCGCCGUGGCCCAGUGCACCCUGCACACGGACGACAACGCCACCAUGCAGAACGGCGGCGAGUGCCUGCGGGCCUACGUGUCCGUGACGCUGGAGCAGGUGGCCCAGUGGCACGACGCGCAGGGCCACAACGGGCUGUGGUACGUGAUGCGGGUGGUGAGCCAGCUCCUGGACCCCCGCACCUCCGAGUUCACCGCCGCCUUCGUGGGCCGCCUCGUGUCCACCCUCAUCUCCAGGGCGGGGCGGGAGCUGGGGGAGAACCUGGACCAGAUCCUGCGCGCCAUCCUCAGCAAGAUGCAGCAGGCCGAGACGCUCAGCGUCAUGCAGUCCCUCAUCAUGGUGUUCGCCCACCUGGUGCACACGCAGCUGGAGCCCCUGCUGGAGUUCCUGUGCAGCCUGCCGGGGCCCACCGGCAAGCCCGCCCUGGAGUUCGUCAUGGCCGAGUGGACCAGCCGGCAGCACCUCUUCUACGGGCAGUACGAGGGCAAAGUCAGCUCCGUGGCUCUGUGUAAGCUGCUGCAGCACGGCAUCAACGCGGACGACAGGCGGCUGCAGGACAUCCGCGUGAAGGGGGAGGAGAUCUACGGCCUGGACGAGGGCGUCCGCACCCGCUCCAAGUCGGCCAAGAACCCUGAGCGCUGGACGAACAUUCCUCUCCUGGUCAAGAUCCUGAAGCUGAUCAUCAACGAGCUGUCCAACGUCAUGGAGGCCAACGCCGCCCGCCAGGCCGCCCCCGCAGAGUGGAGCCAAGAUGACUCCAAUGACAUGUGGGAGGACCCGGAGGAGGACGACGAGGAGGAGGAGGACGGCUUAGCUGGCCAGCUCUUGUCCGAUAUUCUUGCCACGAGUAAAUACGAGGAGGACUACUACGAGGACGACGAGGAAGAUGACCCAGACGCCCUGAAGGACCCUCUCUAUCAGAUCGACCUGCAGGCGUACCUCACAGACUUCCUCUGCCAGUUCGCUCAGCAGCCCUGCUACGUGGUGUUCUCGGGCCACCUCAACGACAGCGAGAGGCGGGUUCUGCAGACCAUCGGCAUCUGAAGAGGCCCUCCUCCUGCCCUGCCACGCGCGUUUUACUGGCCUUGAGACACACUUUCUGCUCAGCCCGGAGUGGCCUCUGCAGAGCUGACACCAACAGUUCAGACCAGGCUCUCGGUGCCGUCACCCAGGAACGCUGGAACAAAGGGCAUUUCCCAGCGUUCCCUGGAGAUGCCCGUCUCUAGAACCUUCUUCUUCCCAGCCGUGCCCCCACCUCUGUCCCUAGAGUCCUCUGCCAGCCAGUCCAGAAACACACUGCCCGGAAGCACGAUGUGUUCGCGGACGGUGCGCUCCCCACCUCGGAGCACAGGAGUCACGGCCAGUCACGCUCUAGGACAGACCUGUGUGCUCUCGUAGGACAUCGGGUGUGUUCAGACAGGAGUGCCCUUGGGAAAGAAUCGUGCUUUCUGCCCCGACCGCAGACGCGCUGCGCCUCGUAGGAACGUGGGGAGGCAGCUCCUGGGACCCCUGUUCCUCCUGUGACACUAAGGCUCCCCGUCCAAGGAGGUCAUCUUGGUUCCCCUCAUUGCAUGACACAUCCCCCCGACGCCGUCCCUCUGUGUACGUGCACGCACACAAGAUCAGCCAGGCAGAUGGCACCUUGUUUUUCCUUUUUUAGAAACAAACAUGGGGGGAAAACAGGUUUUUUUAAGAAGUCCGCCUGUCACAACCAUGUUGAACAUGCCGCUGGCGCAGGUCCCCACAGUCUGGGUUCAGAGGUGGCCCCUCUCCCUCAGGAAUCCUCUAAGGGGGGUGAGUUGUAGCCCUCAGAUUUGCAACGUGUAUUUUUCUAGGAGAGUAAAGGAAUCUUUACCAAUG